AUGCUCCAAAACGCCGUAAAAAUUUUCUGGAUCGACCUGAAGUACCCGCAGGAGAAGAAGAAGCAAGCCGCGGCGGUGCCGAUCCAGAAAAAGAGUAUCCCCAAGGUGGUCGUCACGCAACCCUCAAACGGCAACCUCUUCCCCAGACCCUCGGUCUCCAGCUCGUACGGCUCCGAGAUGGGCAACUAUCAGAAGACGAACUGUUGCUGCUGCAGUAUACUG
Mesorhabditis spiculigera is the source of this 222-nucleotide messenger RNA. Lineage: Eukaryota; Metazoa; Nematoda; Chromadorea; Rhabditida; Rhabditidae. The record is from the annotation of a GenBank genome assembly.